Messenger RNA from Hyaena hyaena (striped hyena), 2140 nucleotides. It is a transcript of the gene CYLC1, whose product is annotated as cylicin 1. Gene Ontology annotation, molecular function: structural constituent of cytoskeleton. NCBI's taxonomy places the organism in Eukaryota, Metazoa, Chordata, Mammalia, Carnivora, Hyaenidae. The coding region runs from base 28 to 2013 and encodes 661 amino acids. The record is from RefSeq and is a predicted model, not a curated record. The transcript is spliced from 6 exons. Gene Ontology annotation, cellular component: nucleus; acrosomal matrix.
AGUCCUGGCAACAUAUAGACAGGGGAAAUGUCUCUUAAAAGAUUGUUUUUGGGAGAAUUGAUCAAUGAAGACAUCCAGACCUGGAAUUCUCUAUAUCGGCGAGAAGUAAACAUCAGAACGUAUGAUAAUUCCAUAUCAAUCAGUGAAUCAAACAGAAAAUUAUGGGAUCAAGAUUACUUUACUUUGACAUUUCCCAAACCACUCCAGCCAGGUAGAAAAAAGAGAUCAAGACCUUCAGAAUUACAAAUCUCAGUUCCUAGUCAUGACAAAAGAAAAUUAAACGAAGUUGAGAAGCCAGCUCAUAUAGGGAUAAAGCAUUCUUUUAACAAAAAUUCCAAAAGGCCAUCUGUUUACUUAAAGGUCGGGAGACAGGCUCCAUUCAGAAAUCCUUAUACUCCUAAAACCAAUCCUGAAAAUGGAGAAUCUAAAAAGUCUAACGAUGACAAAAAAGGAAGAACUUUGCAGAGAAAUUCCAAGAAAAACAAAGACCGACAUGAAACAACUCCAGAAUCCAAAACAGUAAAUGAUGAGGAACCUGAAAGAGGAAAUAAAGCAGAUAAAGGCCCAUCAAAAUUAUCACAUAAAAGUGAACUAUCUGAAGAUUCAAAGUCGAAAUUGGAAACGAAUCCAGAAUCCAGAGAUUUUAAGACAGUCUCAACGGAUCCAAAAAAAGAUAAGAUCCAAUCAAAGAAUUCCAACGAGACAGAUAAUGAAUACCUAUGUGCAAAGAAGCAUUCUAAGGGCUCAAAGAACACUUCUGAUGUCAUAUCACAGACUUGUUUAAAAAAUAGUUCAAAUAUGGAUUUCAUAUUGUAUUUAAAGGAGUCUGGUGCUGAAUCCAUGAAGUUGGAUAUGUGGUUAAAGAAUUACUCUCAGAAUAAUUCAAAGAAGUCUUCAAAGAAGGACACAAAAAAAGAUGCAAAGAAGAGCUCUGAUGCUGAAUCUGUAGAUUCAAAAGAUGCAAAGAAAAAUGCAAAGAAAGAUAAGAAAAGUACAGAAAAAGAUGGCAAGAAGAAAGAUGCAAAGAAAGACACUGAAUCUACUGAUGCAGAAUCUGUAGACUCAAAGCAUGCAAAGAAAGCUUCAAAGAAGGCUAAAAAAGAUUCAAAGAAAAAUGACAAGAAAAAGGAUGCAAAAAGAGACACAGAGUCUACUGAUGUAGAAUCUUUAGAAACAAAGGAUGCAAAGAAAGAUUCAAAGAAGGCUAAGAAAGAUUCAAAGAAAGAUGACAAGAAAAAAGAUAGAAAGAGAGAUGCAGUGUAUACUGAUGCUGAGUCUGAGUCUGAACUGGAGACAAAAAAAUGGAAGAAAGAUGAAAAGCAGGUUAAGAAAGAGGCAAAAGAAAAUGACAAGAAAAAGGCCAACAAGAAGGAUACAGUGUCUACUGAUGCUGAUUCUGAAUCUGAAUGGGAUUCAAAAAAGGGUAAAAAAGAUAAAAAAAAAGAUAAGAGAAAUUCAAAGAAAGGUGAUAGAAUUAAGUCUGCAAUGAAGUCUGAAGAGUCUACUGAAACUGAAUCUGAUUGGGAGUCAAAGAAGGAUAAGUAUGAUUCAAAGAAGGCUAACAAAGUUUCAAAGAAAGAUGCCAAGAAACAGGAUGCAAGGAAGGGUAUAGACUCUAAUAAUGCAGAAUCUGAUGAAUCUUCCAAGAAAGACUCAAAGAAGCAAUUCAAAAGUUCAGAUGCUGAAUCUGAAGACUCACUAUAUAAACUUGAGGCUAAAAAUAAAGGAGUUGAUGAAUCAGAUGCCACAUCUACAGAUUCAAAGAAGGAAGCACUGGAACUAAAGAGAGAAAUAAAAAUUUCAUCCAAAAAGACUACAUUCAAAGAAAAAGGAAAAAAUGUAGGGAUAGGCAGAGUGCCCCCAUCAAGAGAAAGACCACCACUACCUCCUUGUGAGCCUUUACUACCAUCACCCAAGGUCAAACGUCUCUGUCAAUGCAACAUGCCUCCUCCACCUCUAAAACCAAGAUAUGCUCCUUUGCCUGAAGCGAAGUGGAUUCAUAAGCUGCUUUAAAAAACAACUGAGCACUUGGUUUCACAGAAUGGCCUUACCACAGCGAACACUGGCUAAUCCGAAAUGAGCAUUUCUACUUCUGUGGAACUGUAAUAAAUAAAAACAAGUCUUCCAUGAGUCCCAGGAA